CAUUCCCAUCUGAUCCCAGGACGACAUGUCGGACCAGCAGGAAGCGGUCAAGCAGCGCAUCAUGAAGCACAUGAAUGAGGAUCAUGCAGACUCACUUUCUGCCUACUUGCAGCACUAUCAUGGCUUGAGCACUGGUGAAAUCAAGCAGGCACAGCUGACAGACUUGAGUGAUGAGGGCAUGUACAUCACCCCAGACACAGCAGCAGGCCACUCUUAUCUCGUCAAGUUCACUCCGCCACUUCAAAAUCUCGAGGGGAUACGGCCGCGUGUUAUUGCAAUGGCAAAGGAAGCGCAAGAGGGCAUCAAAGGGUAGUUUCUACAUAGAUAGCGAAAAGCCCUAACGCCCACGACCACGUCCACGCUCUGCCAUAUUUUGUACCUUACCG
Protomyces lactucae-debilis is the source of this 386-nucleotide messenger RNA. RefSeq lists its product as uncharacterized. The transcript is spliced from 2 exons. Lineage: Eukaryota; Fungi; Ascomycota; Taphrinomycetes; Taphrinales; Protomycetaceae. The record is from RefSeq and is a predicted model, not a curated record. Bases 26 to 313 code for a protein of 95 amino acids.